Candidula unifasciata is the source of this 2113-nucleotide messenger RNA. The record is from the annotation of a GenBank genome assembly. NCBI's taxonomy places the organism in Eukaryota, Metazoa, Mollusca, Gastropoda, Stylommatophora, Geomitridae.
AUGGUUGUUUCAUUUACUCAUUCUGUCCAUAUUGUUAGUUUAACUCUUUUUUGUGUGCCCCAGUAUAAUCCAUUUAGGAGGAUUUGGGAUCAUGCUAUGGGUCUGAUCAACCUCCAAGCUCAGGGGUGGGAGUUCAAACAGAAAAGGGAGGGUGGUAUAUGGUUCCACCUUUGUAAAGAGCAUCGCAGCUGGGGUAGCAAUCUUCUGACCAACAUUGCCAGUCAGGCCAGCAAGAAAAUGAAAUACUCUGAGUCCCCAACAGAGACGCUGAACUCCAGCAUGAUGCACGGGAUGAAUGGGGUACUCAGCAUUAAACAGGAGCCUCCAGGUGCCCAGUUCACCAGGUAUAUUGGAGAAUGUUCAGUUGGAGACGAUGACCUUUCAACAUAUGACCUUGACUCCAAUGGAGGAUUCAUUGACAGCACAUGUCAAGUCAUCAAAUGGCUGCCAUUUUCUCAGUCACAGUGGGUGGUUCUCGCUGAUGGAGACCUGAAAGAUUUGCCUACCCCACAUUACAGAGUAGAUGCAGACAAAGGUUUCAACUUCUCUGUGCCAGAUGAAGCGUUUGUUUGUCAAAAGAAGAACCAUUUCCAGGUCACAGUUCAUAUGCGUCUGCAUGGAAAUGCUAAAUAUAUCCGCACAACAGAAGGAGUGAAGAAAAUGGAGAAUUACUACCUACAUUUUUAUGGUAUCAAGAUGGAAUCACAAAAUCAGCACAUCAAGAUAGAGCAGUCUCAGUCAGACCGAAGCAAGAAGUCGUUUCAUCCGGUGAAAGUCGACCUUCCAGCUGACCAGGAGACGAAGGUCACAGUAGGUCGUUUGCACUUCAGCGAGACAACUAGCAACAACAUGAGAAAGAAAGGGAAACCCAACCCAGACCAGCGAUAUUUCUUGCUUGUUGUCAGCCUGCAUGCUCACUGUGGGGACAAAGAUUACAUGCUAGUGGGCAGUGUCUCCGACAGAAUCAUUGUUAGAGCAUCAAAUCCUGGCCAGUUUGACAGUGAUGUAGAUGUCAUGUGGCAGAAAGGUCAGACACAGGAGUCUGUCUAUCACAUGGGCAAAGUUGGCAUAAACACUGACCACCCAGAAGAAUCUCUGACAGUAAUUGGCAACAUGAGACUAACAGGGCACUUGACUCAACCUUCUGAUAUGAGAGCAAAAGAGUCCAUACAGGAGAUUGAUCCCAAAGACCAGCUGGAGAAUGUGUCCAAACUUCGAAUCUACAAAUACAAAUACAGGGAGGAAUAUGCAGUACAUGCAGGGAUUUCCCCAGACAAUAGAGAAGACACAGGAGUGCUGGCUCAGGAGAUUCUAGAUGUGCUCCCGGAUGCUGUACAAGUGACCGGAGAUGUUGUCUUGUCCAGUGGGGAGACAAUUGAGAAUUUCUUGGUUGUUAAUAAAGAUCGUAUUUUUAUGGAGAAUGUUGGAGCAGUUAAAGAACUGUGCAAGUUGACGGACAAUCUUGAAGUGCGUAUCGACCAGUUAGAAAAGAUGAACAAGAAAUUGGGAAAACUGAAACGAUUUGACAGCCUGAAAUCCACAAGCAGCACCUUCAGUGCCAAGUCUAUUUCAACAGUGAGUGGAAGUACUUUCGGAGGUAGCCAGCAUAACAGCACCAGUAGAUGCAGCAGUCACGUGAAAAGUUUGAAAGGCAGCAGGUCAACUCUGGGCAGUUUUGUGAUCUGGCCGUUCAAGAAUAAAUGCACCAGCUGGAUCAGAUACCUUAUCAUUGGUUUGAUUGUGCUGAUGCUCUUGUGCUUGGCAGCCUUAGCUUGUCUCUACAUAUUAGAAGUUCAGAAACCAGAUUCGGAAAAUCCCGUCGUCUCAGCUGUAGAAACAGCGCCACCUUCAGUUUCAAAUGAGGAAUCUGCCCCAACAGUUUCCACCAGAGCUAGGCCAACGGAAACAGUAACACUAAGUAGCAGUACAGCUGUUGGAGUGACUAGACCUAGUACUGCAGUAACAACAAACACAGCGACAACAUCGGUGUUAUCUCCGGACCAGCCCAGCUACCCACCAGUUGUACCACCAUACCCACCCUGUACUGAAGGUUACUGUGAGAAACUGUGUUGUCCUCCCCCGCAUGAGGAUGGCACAAAUGAGGAUUCACACG